ACUUCCCUCUUCCCGAACCUAGCCUCCUCGAAAGGUUGCCUGAGCUCGGCCGACCCCGGUUUCAUUUCGUUCUCAACAUCUCCGAUGAGUGUUUCUCAUCGGUAAUAAUUGAUCCAAUUUAAAGGUAUGUGAUGGUCUUUACGACAUCUUUCAUGCCCAUUAGCGUAUUACAUCAGAAGCAAUGCCAUUGAGGCUACCCAUUAAUCUUCCAACCUAUUCGUUUCGCCUCUCUAACCUCCAAUUUGUUUCGAAAAUCUCAUCGGUUUCAAAAUCUCAAGGUCAAAUUGAAGUGCCUGGGUCACUUUGGUUUGUUAAGGUUGUAUGCACACUAUGUGUUCGACGAAAGUCCUCACUGAAAAAAGUUAUUGUUUCUGAUUAUCUUCGCAAUAAUUUGAAUCCCCUUAUUGCUUGUAGUGUUAUUGAACAUAUGAUUAGUAGUUUACACAACCCGGAAUUGGCUUUUGGUUUUUUAGAGUAUAGUAAGAAUAUGUUGAAUCUUGUUCAUUCUGUUGAGACAUAUAGUUUUGUUUUACGGGUGUUUUGUCAAGUGGGUAUUCAUGAUUUAGCUAGACAGGUUAUUGGUUUGAUGCGGGUUGAUGGGUUGGUGCCGGAUAGUGCGGUUUUAGGAAUUGUGGUUAUGUCGUUUGUGGAUGCCGGUAAGUUUGAGGUUGCGAAAGAGUUGGUUCUUGAGCAUAGUGGCGUGAUUAGUUUGUUUGUGACUAAUAAACUAUUGAGUUCGUGGGUGAGGAAUAACCAGGUGGAUGAGGCGGUUGCGUUGUUUGAAAACAUUGUUUUAAGACCGCGAAGCUAUUCUCCCGAUGCAUGUGCGUUUAACAUAGUCAUCUCUGGUCUGUGCAGGGCUGGGGAGGUUGAUAAGGCUUUUAAGCUUUUCAACCAGAUGAGGAACUUCGGGUGUUUGCCUGAUUCGGUUACGUAUAAUACCCUUAUGAACGGUUUUUGUCGUGCUGGUAAUGUUACAAAAGCACACGAGUUGUUAAACGAAGUUUGUAUGGUAGACGAAUGUUCACCAAAUGUGGUGACUUUUACUUCGGUUAUAUCAGGAUACUGCAAGCUAAGUAAAAUGGAAGAGGCGUUAGUCUUAUUCGAUGAUAUGAUCGAUCGUGGAAUUAGACCUAACACCAUUACAUUUAACGUUAUAAUCGAUGGCUUUGGAAAGAUAGGCAAUGUUAGUUCGGUAUCAACCAUGUAUAAGAAAAUGCUUACUUUUGGUUGUACGCCUGACGUUAUCACUUUCACAUCGAUCAUCAAUGGCCAUUGUCGCGUAGGAGAAUUGCACAAAGCGUUAAACGUUUGGGAUGAGAUGAAUAGAAGAAAUUUGUAUCCAAAUUUAUACACGUUUUCGAUUCUUAUUCAUACUUUGUGUAAAGAAAGUAGAUUAAAUGAGGCGCGCGCUCUUUUAAAACAAUUGAAGAGAAGAACUGAUAUUGUUCCUGAAGCGUUUAUUUACAACCCCGUGAUUGACGGUUUUUGCAAAGCAGGAAAUGUUGAUGAAGCUAAUAUGAUUGUAAAAGAAAUGGAAGAGAAACGAUGCAAGCUUGAUAAGCUAACGUUUACGAUUUUGAUAAUCGGGCAUUGUAUGAAAGGGCGAAUGGUGGAAGCGAUAAGACUUUUUGACAAGAUGGUUCUAGUUGGUUGUGUUCCGGAUUCAGUUACUGUAAAUUCGUUGGUGUCACGCCUUUUAAAGGCUGGGAUGCCUAAAGAAGCGUAUCAAAUAAGGAAAGCAGUUUUGGGUGUGCGGGUCCCACAAACAGAUGUUUUAUGUAGUAAAAAGAUUGAUAUUCCUGUGGCUGUGUAGCUGAUAUGGCGUUUUGAUGUUGGUUUUGGACAUAGCAGUUAUUGUGGUCAUCGGUACGUUCAGUUGUGCAAAGAGCUCAAUACUUGGCAUUAUCAGAUCGAGUCUGAAGAGUAUUCUAGAGUCCUGCUAAUCCGAGUCCUGUUCGACUUCACCACAAAGAUGUGGGUCUCAGAUGUAUGCUUCAAAUUCAAGGAUACAUCAGCAGAACAAGGUGAUGGUACACGUGUUUAAUCUGAAUUUUCAACUUGUUAUUGACAUCAAUAAGAUCUUUUGGUGGCCGAGGCACAAACACAAACGCCAAAGGUUCGCCAUGUAUACGACAUGUUCGAGCAAAGAAACAAUCAGGGAGGCAACGUGGUGGACCAAGUCCAAGCUGGAAUAUCGACGAUAAGUUGUUGAAAGCUAGCACGUGCCUAUUUUUCGAACGGUUAUGAACGAAGACGUGGGUCUAGCGACAAUAUCGCAUUUAGUUGUUAUUGUUAUAUUCAAAGGCGUUGAUCAAGUGAAUUAAUUAAUUCAAUUCGCAUAUACACACACAUUAGACGAAUAGAGCUUACACUCAACACUCGGCAUACAUACGACAUUGUACCAACUUGAUCAACUUCCGUAGUUGUAUUGGAUUUCACUAGCUAAGAGCAUUCACAAUCACA
This is a messenger RNA of Helianthus annuus (common sunflower), 2466 nucleotides long. Its product is annotated as pentatricopeptide repeat-containing protein At2g06000. Bases 182 to 1816 code for a protein of 544 amino acids. Gene Ontology annotation, molecular function: protein binding. The record is from RefSeq and is a predicted model, not a curated record. Lineage: Eukaryota; Viridiplantae; Streptophyta; Magnoliopsida; Asterales; Asteraceae. The transcript is spliced from 4 exons.